This is a messenger RNA of Dendronephthya gigantea, 783 nucleotides long. RefSeq lists its product as uncharacterized. The coding region runs from base 208 to 618 and encodes 136 amino acids. Lineage: Eukaryota; Metazoa; Cnidaria; Anthozoa; Malacalcyonacea; Nephtheidae. The transcript has 6 exons. The record is from RefSeq and is a predicted model, not a curated record.
ACGAGGGUAACAAUUACUAUUUUCGCAAGUUUCUCGUUUAGUUCUGGGCAAAGGCUAUUGCUCGCGGUUAAGAAAAUUUCUUAACAGUGUUCCAAUAAAUUGUUGCCACUAUAAGUUUUAUAUCAACUGGCGUUAUCUGCAAGGUUGUGCAUAAUGGUGGUGUAGACGUGAUUCAACUAGUCUCAAGAAAAAAUCUUUGUCCAUUGCAUGAGCCUCUCUACAAAGGAAUAUCCUCGGCAGGAAUCGAACUUUUAUAUACGUCGCUGCGAUUCCUCAAGUCAUAUAGUUAUCACAUCCUGGUUCAUGGUUUUGCCCAAAAUGUUGCACCUUAAGAUAGAAAUUGUUAUACUUGUCUUAUUACUGGUAGCACGCAUCGGAAUCUUUGGAAUUCCAGUUAAAGUUAACGUCCCGUUUACCCGCUCUCCAAUGGUGACAAAAACAAGUAAUUCAGGUAAUGAUAGACAAAAGGAAGACUUUUCCCCGCUUGAUAAGGUUGGGAUUGUUUUAACAGUCCUCGCUGUUAUCAACCUGUUCGCCCUCUGUUGUUGUUGUUACAAAUCGAAAGUCAAAUGUAAAGGAGGAUAUAGCAACUCCGUUGAUGCAAGGAUUCUAGUUUAGGAAACAAGAACCAAAAGAAAAAUGCGAAAAUAACUGUAAUUGAAAGGUUCGUGAUGAAGUAAGAUGACGUUUCGCGGAAGAAUUCUUAAGGAUCUUUCAUGAUUCUAAAAACAAGACCAAUGUUUGAAAGUGCUCAAACAGAUACGAUUAUAUACCGAGAAAUAA